GACGUCUUCGUGACGACGCGCUCGGAUUUCCGGGCCCAGCUGCGGCGCUGCCAGCGGCUCCUGGAGGCGCCGGGACUCCGGGAGCUGCGGCUGCACGGGCUGGGCCUGGCUGUCCCGCGCACCAUCAACCUGGCGCUGCAGCUACAGGCGGCGGCGGCGCCCGGGCGCCUGCGGCUCCACGUGACGACGGCGUCGGUGCCGCUGCCGCCUGACGGCGACAGGCGGCGCGGGGCUGACGGCGCCGCCGCCCGGCACCACUCGGCCAUCCACAUCCGCGUGCGGCGCCUGGGCGCCGCCUGA
Messenger RNA from Nothoprocta perdicaria, 300 nucleotides. It is a transcript of the gene POP7, whose product is annotated as POP7 homolog, ribonuclease P/MRP subunit. Gene Ontology annotation, molecular function: nucleic acid binding. Lineage: Eukaryota; Metazoa; Chordata; Aves; Tinamiformes; Tinamidae. Gene Ontology annotation, biological process: tRNA 5'-leader removal. The record is from RefSeq and is a predicted model, not a curated record. The annotation marks the transcript as partial. The transcript is spliced from 2 exons. Gene Ontology annotation, cellular component: ribonuclease MRP complex; nucleolar ribonuclease P complex; nucleus.